Messenger RNA from Penicillium concentricum, 1683 nucleotides. Its product is annotated as serine hydrolase domain-containing protein. The transcript is spliced from 4 exons. The record is from RefSeq and is a predicted model, not a curated record. Bases 1 to 1683 code for a protein of 560 amino acids. Lineage: Eukaryota; Fungi; Ascomycota; Eurotiomycetes; Eurotiales; Aspergillaceae.
AUGCUUCUUGACAAAGUAUUACUUGGAUCCCUAUUGGGACUUGCAGCUACCUCAACAGCGCGCAUAAUCGCAACAGAUGAAGUCCCCUUCAUCGGUCCAUCCUUCCUCUCUAACUUCGAUCCCUCCAAUUCAACAGCUAUCAACCACGCAAAAUCGAAAUUCCCUGGCCUCAUCGAUAACCUCUUCUCAACUGGCGAUCUCAAUCGUACAGACUUGGCCUUCUACAUCGACGUAUUUUCAGCUGCGACCAAUAGAUCCAUCUACAGCUAUUCGCAUGUCGGAGAGAACUCAAAGCAGUCCAUGACAUCCGGAGAACUCAAUGACAAGACCAUCUCGCGCAUCGGAAGUGUGACGAAGCUCUUCACUGUCUACGCAAUCAUCGCCAAGGCCGGCAUGGAAGUAUUCAGCCACCCUGUGACCAAGUACCUCCCCGAACUGGCGGGUAAUUCGGCCAACGAUCCAUUGGAGGAAAUACGCUGGGAGGAUAUCACUGUCGGGGGGCUGGCAUCUCAGCAAGCUGGGUCUGGGGGUGUUGCUGACUUCCUCAAAGACUACGCGGACCCCGAGAAGCCAUUGCAAUAUGCACCCGAAGAUCUUUUGAAGUUCUUCCGUGAUGAGAGAAAGCCCGUGAUUUCUCCAUUCCGAAAUGCGGUUUAUUCUGAUGGCGGUUUUGCUAUCCUAGGACAGGUGCUUGCGCGCCUCUCAGGGAAGACUUACAGGAAAGCGGUCCAAGAGGUUCUCUUUGAUCCAUUGGGCCUGGAGACAAUGUCGACAAUUGUUCCAACGGGCUCGGAUCUUAAUGUUAUCGAUCGGCGCAGUAUCGACAAGAACACAUCAUGGGCCGGUGACGUGGAAAUUGUUGCGUCAACUGGCAGUUAUUACUCCAACGCCGCAGAUCUCCGCACCGCAGGUCUCGCCAUCUUGAACUCCGAGAUCCUCUCCCCAGCCACAACAUCACAAUGGAUGAAACCCAGCAGUGGAACCGGUAGUCUGGUUGAGCUCGUCGGCGCCCCUUGGGAAAUCUCUCGCCUCGAGAUCCCCGUGACCCCAGGCUCAAACCGUACCCGGAUCUCGGAUCUCUACACCAAAGCCGGUGGUAACAUCGACUAUACAUCCAUAUUUGCCCUAUCUCCAGACCACGGCAUCGGCUACUCCAUCCUAGUCGCCGGGUUCACCGCGACGCCCGCCCGCUGGCCUCUCCGCGACGUAGUUGGCGAGACAUUCAUCCCCGCCGCCGAACACGCAGCCGCAGAAAACGCCCAACGAAACCUGGCCGGCACGUUCGUCGACGAGACAUCGCCGGAUACAAACAUCACGCUAUCUGUUGAUCGGGGCCGUCCCGGGCUCGGCCUGAAAUCGUUCUGGAUUAAGGGUGAGAAUGCGCGCGAUAAUGCGAACUGGCGUCUCUAUCCGACUGGUCUCAACUCGUUCUCGAGGUCUUUGUCUUCUUUGUAUAAGACCAAGGGUACACUUCGUGUGGCGCACCGUAUGGUGGAGCCGCAGCCCCCGAUGAAACCUCGUGCGGCUGUCGAAGGAGGGAAGGGAGGAUUGUUUGAUAAUUCCUUUGUGUGGAUGAAUCUAGAUUUUGCCGGUCCCUCUGAUGAGUUUAUUUUCAAUUUGGUGGAUGGAAGACUUGUUAGUGUUGAGUAUCCUGUUACCGGUUCUGUUCUCAAGCGAGUUUGA